Diuraphis noxia (Russian wheat aphid) is the source of this 921-nucleotide messenger RNA. It is a transcript of the gene mRpL50, whose product is annotated as mitochondrial ribosomal protein L50. The record is from RefSeq and is a predicted model, not a curated record. Gene Ontology annotation, cellular component: mitochondrial large ribosomal subunit; mitochondrion. NCBI's taxonomy places the organism in Eukaryota, Metazoa, Arthropoda, Insecta, Hemiptera, Aphididae.
CACACCAACACACACAAUCGUGCACGCACGCACUCACUCUCGCACGCACUCACUACCCGAAGGACCUGCGCAUCCGAUUGGCUCAACACCCGUCACAUGGUUAACACAGUGGUAACCAGAAUUGCGGCCACUGCGGUAAAAACAUACGCCGCCACAGCACCACCGGGAGUAGGUAUAUGGUAUAUCACGAUUUACGACUCUACAGCGACCAUGAUGACCGGACACAUUUUAAAUCGCCCGAGUACCUUAUUGCGAUUGUUUUUAUCGGCGAACGUCAUCAACAGCAACGGUGCCACAACGACUUUACACGACCGAUUCGCCGUUCAGAUAAGACAUUUACACAAAAAAGUAAAAAGAAGUAUACCAUGGGUACCUCCAAGAAGCAAAUUUGAAGGAAAUGCUAAGGCCAUAGCAUCAAGAGGGUUUUUAAGGCCACUUAAAGAGUAUGAUCCUCCAUUGGAUAUCAGGAACUCCAUAAUAAAAAUAGCAAAUAAUACAGUUAAUCAAACCAAAGCAUCAUACUCACUAAGUAAAAAUGAAAAAAUCCGUUUACUAAAAAAAUGUGAAGAAGUGGUUGACCAUCAAGUACCCAAUUCACUUUUACAUACUAUGAAUACUUUAGGUGAUAUAUUUGAAUUUUAUGAGACACCUAUAGACACAGUUGUACCAUAUGAUGCACUUCAGAAUCGUGAACUUCCCCCUAAUCUCCAUAUUUUAUCCAACUACCAUAGGUUCCACCCAGAAACAGAUCUAAUGUUUGAUGGUGUCACUGCGUUUCCACGCAGUUCCAACUUGGUUACUGGAUUAAAAACGAAAAAGAAAUACAAAGGAUUCACCACUUUGUCUCCUUAUGAUUAUAAAAAUUAAAAUUGUUUUGUAUUUUAUUUUUUAGAAGAAUAUUAAAAGAAAAUAGUAAUUUAA